Messenger RNA from Pestalotiopsis fici W106-1, 1455 nucleotides. RefSeq lists its product as uncharacterized. Gene Ontology annotation, molecular function: carbohydrate:proton symporter activity. The record is from RefSeq and is a predicted model, not a curated record. The transcript is spliced from 2 exons. Gene Ontology annotation, biological process: carbohydrate transport; transmembrane transport. Gene Ontology annotation, cellular component: membrane. Lineage: Eukaryota; Fungi; Ascomycota; Sordariomycetes; Amphisphaeriales; Sporocadaceae. The coding region runs from base 1 to 1455 and encodes 484 amino acids.
AUGAGCCGCUUGACGGCCAUGGUCGUUGCUGUCUGCAUUGUAGACUCAAUCACAAUUGCGUAUGAUGGCUCGCUCAUGGGCUCGGUCAACGUAAUGCCCAGUUAUACGAGCUACUUUCAGCUGACAACCGCCACCACAGCCGUGAACUCGGCCGCCACUUAUAUUGCUUCUAUCCUGAUUGCUCCCUUUGCCGCCGUGUACAUUGACAAGCGGGGCAGAAAGGAUGGCAUCUUUGUCAGUGCUCUGCUCAACAUCUUUGGUGCCGCUAUCAGUGGUGCUGCCCAGAAUAUUGCCAUGUUCAUUGCCGGUCGCAUGAUUAUUGGUCUCGGUGUUGGACUGGCGCAGACUGCUGCUGGCUCGUAUGUGUCGGAAACCACUGCUCCUCGUGUUCGAUCAUUCGCCCUGGGAAUGUACUUUACAUGUUGGGCAUUGGGAAGUUUUCUCGCUGCCGGGUUCUGCUACGGGUCUCAGAAUCUCGAGCCAUCAAACUGGGCAUGGCGGGUACCCUCGAUCCUCCAGGCCCUUCCCCCUCUUGCCGUCUUGGUCAUCAUUCCCUUCCUCCCCGAGUCGCCUAGGUGGCUUGCGUACAAUGACCGCCAAGAAGAAGCCCUCGAAGUCGUCGCCCGCAUCAACGGCGCCACCACCGACGACGUGGGCGUGCAGGUCCAGUUUCGGGAGAUCGUCGACACCAUGGAAUACGAAAAGUCCAAGGGCAACAGCCUUGGCUUUCGCGAGAUUGUGCGCGGGCCUUCCAACCGUAAGCGCCUGGUGUUGGCGCUCUCGCUGGCGCCCCUGACCAUGUUGACUGGCUCCAACGUCAUUACCUACUAUUACGGCACCAUGCUCGACCAGGUCGGCAUCACGUCCUCCAAGACGCAGAUGGAGAUCGAUCUGGUGCUCUCGGCCUGGCAAUUGGUGAUUGCCGUCUGCGGCUCCCUGUCGGCCGAGAAGCUGGGCCGCCGGGUCCUGUGCCUCACUUCUCUCGGCGCGUGCACAGUCAUGUUCUACCUGGUCGGCGUACUCACGGCCGUCUAUGGCGAUUCGUCCAACACCUCGGGUAUAUAUGGUACAGUGGCCUCCGUGUUCCUGUUCUUGGGCGCCUACUCCUUUGGUCUCACCCCACUGACCGUCAUGUAUCCCCCCGAGGUCAUGUCGUACAAGAUCCGCGCCACCGGUAUGGCUUGCUUCACUAUACUGGCCAAGGCCUGCGGAAUCUUUGUGACCAUGGUGUUCCCCUACAUGUUUGAGGCGCUCGGAUGGAAGACCUACAUGGUCAACGCAAGCUGGAAUGUGGUCUUUUGGAUCUUUGUCUACUUCUUUUGGGUAGAAACCAAAGGCAAGACACUUGAGGAGAUUGAUGUUCUCUUUGAUGGGGAAAAGCACUCGGAUGCUCCUGACCUCAAUGAGGUUAGUCAUGAAAAGUCGCUGAUGGUAGCGGCAGAGUCAGAAAUCUAG